UUUUUUUUGUUUGUCAUUUUUUUCUAUAAUUCAUUUUUUCUAUAUGCAUGAUAUAUUGACACGACUUAUGUGUUAGAAACGUGGUACUAUUAUAUAUUAUUUAUACAAACAUACAUUCGGAAUGCGGUGCUAAAGCAAAUUGAAGGCCAGUCGGUUCUUUUUUUUUCUUUUCCAUCCAUGCACUUUUUGUGUAGCCAGUGAUGGCUGCGUAGCGUUGGAUAUACAUAGUCACAAACACACGGUGUUUAUUUCCAAUAUUUCAAGAGACAAAAAUGCAUCAAAGAUCUUGGAUUAGUCACUGCAUCAUUCCAUGUCCAGGAACUAAUUUCUGCCAGUUCUACAAUCCAGGCGAGAUUGAUCAUCCGCUACAGCACACAGUCAGCAAAGUUAUUUAUGAAGUUGAUAAAAGCUUCUCAUCUUAUGCAAGCAGAAAAAUCAGUGUGUCAUCAAGUAUUAAUGGCAACAGCAACAACAAAAGUUCAAAUAAAAGACUUGUGCUGUCAGGCAGAUUUCUUCAAAAUUUAGCUCCAGUACCUUUUGAUUCAAAAAUUGAUCCUCCUCAGAUCAAAGCAUGCUUCAACUGUUGGCAUAUGAAUCAUAAACUUGAGAACUGUUAUGUGAAAAAAAGAAACAUAUUUUGCAGUAACUGUGGGAGAAAGUAUGUUGAAGUGGAAGAUUGUCCAAGAUGUGCUAAGGCCUAUUGCGAGUACAUUGAAGAGGAAGAGCAUAUUCGUGCCAAGAUCGAAAUCUAUGGAGAUGUAGAAGAUGAUUAUUUUUAUAAGAAAAGAAUAAAAUCAAACAAAUUCAAAUUAGUUAAGAAUAAAAAUCCAAAUUCAGGUGAGAGCACUGAAAGAAAAAAUUACCUCUGGAGUGAUAGUUUAUAUAACAGUGUUUUAAGAACAAGUAUUGCAAUAAAUACAAAGGAUAGUUAUUUAGUUUUUUCAAGUGCCCAAGAUUCUAAGUACAAAGAUGAAUGGAAAAAUAAUUACAAAAAUGUCUCAACAAAUUUUCUUAAAGAAUUCCAAACUAUAAACUUGAAUACCAAAGAGAAAGGAAAGAAUGAAACCUCUGCAAGCCAUCAUAUGUUAGACUCUAAUAUGAAAAAAGACUACUAUAAAGAACAGAUAGAAUCAGAGAAAUAUGCUAUAAUAAAUGACAAAUGUAAAAGUCGUGAGGUUAAUUGUGAAAGAGCUGAGACAAGAGAAGAUAGGCUAGAUUUUCAAUCACUCACAUCUUUGCUUAUAAGUAAGCUUGAAGAUGAAAAUGAUGACUUAGAUGAUAUGAUCUUUAUUGAUGAAUAUGAAAAGUCUAUAGAAUCAAGUGCUAUGGAAACAAAUUUCAUUGAAGAUGAUGACCAAGCAUAUCAGCAUUUGUUAAGUGUGAUAAAGAAUUUGCCAGAAGAAGCACAACAGGUUGCUGUGCGCUGCUUUUUCAAUUCUCAAAAAAAGAAAUCAACUGUAAAAAGUUAAGGAGUUCUGAAAUGUUGAUGAUUUUAAGCUCUCGUAAGAUCCAUUAAUAUUAUAAAUAUAAUUUAUUAUUUUUUAAUUUGAUUGAAUUAUUUUAAUAGGAAUUCAACAAGUGAUAUAUGUAAAUUACUUAUUUUUUUUACUGUGCUUAUAAUUGAGUUUUAUAUAUGAUUGCAUUUGCUUAUUUUUUUUAAGAUACCCACCCCUGUUUAGCUCACUUUUUGCUUUAUAUUUUUGUAUUAUAUAUUGCAUUAAUUGAGUCCUUUACAUGGUAACUUUGAGAUUUUGA
This is a messenger RNA of Phymastichus coffea, 1755 nucleotides long. RefSeq lists its product as uncharacterized. The coding region runs from base 273 to 1469 and encodes 398 amino acids. The transcript is spliced from 2 exons. Lineage: Eukaryota; Metazoa; Arthropoda; Insecta; Hymenoptera; Eulophidae. The record is from RefSeq and is a predicted model, not a curated record.